Oryza sativa Japonica Group (Japanese rice) is the source of this 786-nucleotide messenger RNA. RefSeq lists its product as uncharacterized. The record is from RefSeq and is a predicted model, not a curated record. NCBI's taxonomy places the organism in Eukaryota, Viridiplantae, Streptophyta, Magnoliopsida, Poales, Poaceae.
AUGGAGGAGGCCCACCAUGACGCUUCUACCUUCCUUCAAGGGUCUGUUUCAGCCCAUGCAGACCCGUUCCUCUCGGUCGUUCUGGCAGCAAAGCCAAGCAUGGCAAUGGCAGCGCCGGGUGAGUCAGCGCUUCCGCCGCCUGACUCCGUGCCAGACGCGACACUUGGAGUGGAGGCUGUCUCUGCUCCUUUGGUGUGCCCAGAACAGCAUUUGGCGGCGUCCUCGACGCCGUUAUCACAAGUUUUCUCUCCGGUCUCGGCUUUGCCGACUGCCUCCGCGGUGGUCGUGGUAGCUGAGAUCGGGGGGCCGUUUCCCGAUGAGGUCGUUCCGGUAGAUGAGAUGGCCGCAUCUCCGCCUGCUCCAUCUACUGCCGUGUUCGCAGCGGCUGUGGAGGAGGCUUCAGCUCCGCCGCCGACGCUUAUCACCUUCUCCAGGAGAGCCAAGAAAGCAAUCCCCCCGGCACUGCUUCCCCCACCAGCCCCUCAGCAGCCGCCGCAACCAGCGCCGCUGCAGACGCCGCGUCGCAGUGUGCGUCAAGCGCUUCAAGCGACACAUGGCGCCCCAACUUUCUCCCGCUGCCAGUCAGUGUUAGCUAAGAAGAUGGGGGAGAAGGAUACUGCUGUCCCAGCUGCGCCUGCACCGACUGUGUGUACUAUCCAGCAGUACAACGAGCUGUUCGAGAAGGAGCUGUCUCAGGAUCAGAUGUUGGCGCUGGCCGACCUCUUUGGCAUUUGUCUACCGCCUCCUGCCAGCGCGGUGGUCAUCUCGCCAUUGAAGGCGGCCUGA